Messenger RNA from Cicer arietinum (chickpea), 1968 nucleotides. Lineage: Eukaryota; Viridiplantae; Streptophyta; Magnoliopsida; Fabales; Fabaceae. The record is from RefSeq and is a predicted model, not a curated record.
AUGCAUGAUGCAUCACUCAUACUCACUCACAAAACUUGUUCUAUUUUCCUCUUCUACAUAUCUAAGCUCUUGUUUCUCCAUAUCGAUGUCUUUCACAGCCUCACCAUCUAUAAUAAGAAACUCCAAUUCAUGGCCCAAAAACAUGGUUGUUUGUGAUAUGCCUCAUCAUGCUUGUAGAGACAGCUCUUUCUUUCCAAACAAAGGCAUUUCUAAAGCCCGACGUAAUCUUCAAAAUCAUUUGACCGUCGCAAAUGUUGCCAGUCCAUUGCAUGUAACUGCUCCACCACCGGAGAAACCUCCGGGGACCACCGGUGGCCGCCAACACCAUGUUGCAUGGACUAGUAUCUCCCAAGAGAGAUGGGAAGGAGAACUUCUUGUUCAAGGACAUAUUCCACUCUGGCUGAAAGGAACGUAUCUAAGGAAUGGCCCGGGCAUGUGGAACAUAGGAGACUACAACUUCAGGCACCUUUUUGACGGGUACGCCACCUUGGUCGGGCUUUACUUUGACGACGGGCGAUUAAUCGCCGGCCACCGACAAAUCGAAUCUGAAGCCUAUCAAGCAGCAAAGAAGAAUCAAAAGAUAUGUUACCGUGAAUUUUCAGAAGUGCCUAAGGCUGAAAAUUUCUUGGCUUAUGUGGGGGAGCUAGCAAGCCUUUUCUCCGGUGCUUCGCUGACCGACAAUGCCAACACCGGAGUGGUGAAGCUCGGUGAUGGAAGGGUGGUUUGUCUGACGGAGACACAAAAAGGGUCCAUAGUGGUAGACCCUAACACAUUGGAGACAAUUGGCAAAUUUGAGUAUAGUGAUUCUUUAGGAGGUCUCAUUCACUCUGCACACCCUAUUGUGACGGAUAAUGAGUUUUUAACGUUGAUCCCUGACCUUGUGAAAUCAGGUUACUUGGUGGUGAGGAUGGAACCUGGCUCUAAUGAGAGGAAGGUUAUAGGUCGGGUCGAUUGUCGGGGCGGAUCAUCGCCCGGUUGGGUCCAUUCUUUCCCUGUUACUCAACACUAUGUUAUUGUGCCUGAAAUGCCAUUGAGGUAUUGUGCUCAGAAUUUGCUCAGAGCUGAACCAACUCCAUUAUACAAAUUUCAGUGGCAUCCUGAGUCCAAAGCUUUUAUGCAUGUUAUGUGCAGGACUAGUGGAAACAUUGUGGCAAGUGUGGAAGUGCCUUUGUUUGUUACUUUCCAUUUCAUAAAUGCAUAUGAAGAGCAAGAUGAAGAUGGGAGGGUGACUGCUGUCAUUGCUGACUGCUGUGAGCACAAUUCAAACACUUCCAUUCUUGAUAAGCUUAGAUUACAGAACCUUCGCUCAUUUAAUGGCAAUGAUGUUCUACCAGAUGCUAGGGUUGGUCGGUUCAGAAUACCACUGGAUGGAAGUCCAUAUGGAACAUUAGAAGCAGCAUUGGAUCCAAAUGAACAUGGAAGAGGCAUGGACAUGUGUAGCAUAAACCCUAAUUAUUUAGGGAUGAAAUACAGAUAUGCCUAUGCUUGUGGGGCACACCGCCCUUGUAACUUCCCAAACACCCUCACCAAGAUUGAUCUACAAUUGAAAAGGGCUAAGAACUGGUAUGAAGAUGGUGUUGUGCCCUCAGAACCAUUCUUUGUGCCUCGACCAGGAGCAACUGAGGAAGAUGAUGGUGUAGUAAUCUCCAUAAUCAGUGAGAAAAAUGGAGAAGGAUAUGCAUUGGUGUUAGAUGGUUCCACUUUUGAAGAGGUAGCUAGGGCUAAGUUCCCUUAUGGACUUCCAUAUGGGUUACAUGGAUGCUGGGUUCCAAAACAGUAAAAGACUACUCAGAGAAAAACACCGCAACUACUUGCAAGCAUCACAUCUGUACAAUAUAUAUUCUACAACUAUCUAUCUAUAAAAUAGCAAUUAUACAGCAUUUUAAAAUUAUAAUUCAUGUAAAACUCAAGAACGUAUAUAUCAAAUUAGCAAUUAUACAGAUUCCAAAUCUUGGUUAUUUGCGAAUA